Parus major (Great Tit) is the source of this 1871-nucleotide messenger RNA. It is a transcript of the gene TMEM231, whose product is annotated as transmembrane protein 231. NCBI's taxonomy places the organism in Eukaryota, Metazoa, Chordata, Aves, Passeriformes, Paridae. Gene Ontology annotation, cellular component: ciliary transition zone; ciliary membrane. The transcript has 7 exons. The record is from RefSeq and is a predicted model, not a curated record. Gene Ontology annotation, biological process: cilium assembly; regulation of protein localization. The coding region runs from base 273 to 1367 and encodes 364 amino acids.
GCGCUCUCGGGGCACUCGAAGCCGCUCCACAGACUUCGCCGCCCUGGAAGGUGUCCGUCUGUCCCCAUCCCGCUGCCGGGCACUAUCUUGCCGGCGGCCCCGGGAGGCAGCGGUGCGCGUUCAUUGGCUGAUGCGCCCGUCCCCUCGGCGCUGACUGGCGCGGCGUUUCGUCAGUCCGACGCUCGGCCAGUGCAGCGCUGAAGGCGCGGGCGGGGGAGGCCGGUGAGAGUGCGUGGAGGGGUGGUGUUUUCGGGCACUGAGGGCUGCUCGCCAUGGCUGGCGUGGAUUUGUUUUCGCAUCCCGCGCUGUACACGCGCUACCGGGCUGGGCUCUGCUCCGCCGCUGCACUGGCGCUGUUGCUCAUCACGACGCUCACCUACGUGCCGCCGCUGCUGGUGGCCUACCGGAGCCACGGUUUCUGGCUGAAGCAAAGCGCGUACCAGGAGCAGCCCACUGUUCGUUUCCGGUACGAGGUUCUCUUCGUCGCCACCAUGGGGUCCGGCCCAGGCAGCUUCUUGGCGUGGAGCACAUUCCCAGCGUUCAACAGGCUCCAGGAGGACCGGCUCCGAGUCCCGCUCCUGUCGGUAGGCCUGCCCGGCAACAGUGACGAGACGCGAGGCUGCAGAGUUGGGGCCAGCGGACCGGCAGCCGGCUGCAGGGCACGGGCGCUCAUGGCGCUUUUGAGCGGGUGGCCCGUCAGGUACUGCUGCCUUCAGACUAGAGAAGAAGACAAAAAUCAAGAUGGCAAAAUGGAUCAGUUGCAUUUUAAAUUGGAACUUCCACUACAACCAGCAGAGCAUGUAGUUGGCGUUCAGUUGAUUCUCCUCUUUUCCUACCACCUUUAUAGAAUGUCAACAUUUGUGAUGCAGAGCAUGGCUUUUCUUCAGUUUUUUUCUCCUGUGCCAGGCUCUCAGCUCUAUGUGAAUGGAGAUUUGAAAUUAAACCAGAGGCAAUUACUUAACCAUUGUGGACUGGAUACCAGAUACAAUGUGUCUGUGGUCAAUGGCACAAGUCCUUUUGCAAGUGACUAUGAUCUAACAAACAUCAUUGCAGCAUAUUGGGAUAGAAAUGUGACAACAGUGUUUUCAGAUCCCAGCCCUGUUUGGAUGACUGGAAGAGCGAUGGAUACGCCAUUUAUCAUUAAUGCCACCAUUCACUACCCAGUAGAAGUUAUCUUAUAUCAGCCAGGAUUUUGGGAAAUUAUUAAAUUUGCCUGGAUCCAGUAUGUCAGCAUCCUCCUUAUCUUUCUUUGGGUGUUCGGUAGGAUUAAGAUGUUUUUGUUCCAGAAUCAGGUGUUGACUACAAUUCCAGUAUCGCCACUUCUGCCUGUAUCUCCAGUACUGUCCUACAAACAGCACCAGUCCUGAAGAGAUGCCUGAGAACACUUUAUAGAAAUGCCAAAAAUAGUAACCCAAUUUUAUUCUCGAUAUACUUCUUUCUUCAGAAGAUCAGAAUUUUGUAUGUUCCAAGUAUGCUCUGUUCAUGCUUCCUUUUGAAAAUACAUGUUCAUUCAUCUGAUUUCUUUAGGAACACUGCUUUGGAACUGAAAAAUUUUAUAUUUUUGACAGUUAAAGAAGAGACUAGUUAUUUUUUUUGCAACUGGAAUGCACAUCAAAACCCAUCUUGAAAACUGAAAAUAAUAUGCUAAAAUCAACAACAUUACAACAUUAACUGUUUCUACUUCUUGUAAAUCAAUUCACUGUAGUCUUAGAGUUGUGAAGAGUUAUUUGUACAUGCAUUUAUGUGCACUGUGAAAUGAAAAAAUGCAUGGAUGAGUUAAGGUCAGAGUGCUUCUGUAGCUGUGGCUAUACAUACUCAACAAUUUAAUUAUUAAAUUGUAUGAUGAAUAAAUUCAAGGUUGAUGUGAGAAA